CACGUGACUAAAUAUCACCUGGGUGAAAAGGCGGAAGUAAAAUCCGGCAGUAGCCACAGCAGCGGAGACGUUGGGUUAGUGGUUGGAAGCGGACUCUGCGGCAGCAGCGGGGACAGGACGGAAAGAUGAUUUCAGAAGGAGGUUCGUUUAUGCGAGGCAUGUUGAUAGGUGGUGCAUUUUGCAUAGUUGUUACUCUCCUAGGACACAUUAAAUUGAGUCAUGAACCUGCAUCGCCCCAUGAACACCAUCACAUCCAAGCUCCUAAUAAAGAGGAUGUUUUGAAACUGUCGGUGGCAGAACGAAGGGAGCUGAGUCAAAGCAUAAGGGUGUACUGUGUUAUCCUUGUCAGACCUAAAGAUUUAAGCUUGUGGGCUGCUGUCAGGACUACCUGGAGCAAACACUGUGACAAGGCAGACUUCUAUAGCUCUGAACAUGUUAAAGUAUUUGAUUCAAUUGUUGUUGACAGCAAUGACAUGUGGCUUAUGAUGAGGAAAGCUAUCCAAAUGGCAUAUGAAAAACACAAAGAUGACUAUAACUGGUUCUUCAUCUGUCAGCCCUCCACAUUUGCCAUAGUUGAAAACCUGAAGUAUUUCCUGUUGGCGAAAAACCCUUUGGAGCCUUUCUUCCUUGGUCAUGUUGUAAAGGAUGGAGACUUAGACUAUGUUGACUUAGCAGGUGGCAUAGUGCUAAGUGUUGGCACUGUAGACCGGCUUAUCCAUGUUAUGAAUGAACCAGAGAAGUGUCCAGAGAAAGGUGGCAUCAUAUGGAAGACUUCUGACGAUAAGCAGUUAGCAAUGUGCCUAAAGUACAAAGGAGUAUUUGCAGAAAAUGCAGAAGAUGCUGAAGGAAAGAAUGUCUUCAACACCAAAUCUGUGGGUUCCCUGAUAAAAGAAGCCAUGGCAAAUGAUCCCCAAAAAGUAGUUGAAGGUUGCUGCUCAGAUAUGGCAAUCACGUUCAGCGGACUUUCACCCAACCACAUGCAAGUUAUGAUGUAUGGCGUUUACAGGCUAAGAGCUUAUGGACACAGCUUCAAUGACGCUUUGGUCUUUUUACCACCUCCGGACUCUGAUAAUGAUUAAAGACCUAUCUUUGUUUCCAGUUACACAUAAACUUUGUAAACACUAUAAUGUUUUUAAUACUUCAAUAGAACAGAUGUCUGGAUUGGAAGAAGUGAUUGUGUUAAGUAUGGGAAGGAGAUGGACCUUGAUCCAUGCUUCUGUGUAACUUACAAAUCCUGUGUAUAGUGUAGCUGUGUUAGUCUCUUGCAACAGUGUCAGGACUGCAACUUCCGUCUUACUACACACUGUAAGAAGUUUUACAUGGUUGUGAUUUUUGCACGCAAAGUCUAUUUUUCUAAAUCCUAAAGAGCUGGGUUGAAUAUUUUGUUUCAUCAGUAGUAAGCUUUGUACGAUUUUUCCGGCAUGCUCCCUAUGGGAGAGGGUAAAUGAUUUGAAUUCAACUAUGUUGCCUUAAAAUGGGUAACCUAGACUCCAUUGCCAAAUGAUCUUGUGCUGUGUUACAGAUUGCGCUUUUUUCAUAGGCUCUCUUAUAAUGUUACUAUGCUCUAACUCAUUACCUCAGACAUUAUGCUAGUACUAGGCCCAUUUACAAAUUAAUUUACACAAGCAGUCCCUUCUUAACAAUUCAAGGACACACCAUAUUUUUAAUAUAUGGGUUCGUACCUAUUGCCGUCAGCAAUUUUUCUAUUUUACAUGUAUAGACUCAAAUGAGGUGAAACCUGGCAAACACAGUAAGUGGUACAACUACUUUCCGAAACAUGCACUGUAGGGAUGCAAGUGUUUGUGGACUUUAAACAAUUAUUUGUAUUGUUGCAUCCAGUGUAUGUGCAUACAAAUGUUGUAUAAAGCACACAACUCCGAUGUUGGCGCUUGUAUACCCUAAAAGGAAUCCAAACAUUCCUCCAGUGUAAGAAAACCCCUCUCUAUAACAAGCCCUAAAAAAGUACUGUUGUGAAAGUUCCUUUAACUGGACUUGUUUGACAUGUAAUCUCACACUCUGCACACUAUGUAUGAUAUGGCAUGCUUGUCAGUGUAACAGCUCCUAAUGAGGAAAUGCGCCAUAAUCUCACAACAGCCACAAAGUCUUAUCAUAUGAAAAUAUCUGUUCGGAUGAUUGCUUUGUGGACGUUGUUGCCAUUUAAACUGCACAUGUUCUUGUGUUUAGGGAUGAGUGUCUACUAUACUCUCCAAAUGUAAGUAGUGGUGACAUGCUCAUUGGAACAAGACCACAAGAAGUACCAAUAUUGCAUCCUUCAUUGUGUACGUGUAUUGUUGCAGUCUGUUUUUAAAUGGUUCGCCCCAUAAAAUACAUAACUCCCUCACUGUACUGAUUCUGAGCUGGGAAGAGCAAGUAACAGUAGGGCAGAUGUAUUAACCUGGAGAAGGCAUAAGGAAGUGAUAAAGCAGUGUUAAGUGCAAGGUGAAACGCACCAGCCAAUCGGCUCCAAUAUGUAAAUUGACAGGAGCUGACUGGCUGGUGCGUUUAUCACCUUGCUCUUAUCACUGCUUUAUCACUUCCUUAUGCCUUCUCCAGGCUUAAUACAUCUGUCCCUUUGUGCCUUGAUAAAACCAUGUUGUGCUGCAGCUGGGUUACGUAACUUGUUCAGAAAGAGUUAGAUUUGGGCAUAAUGUCACCAAACUGAAAUCUAAAUUGCAGUAUAAAAAUGAAGCUGUCCUUCAUUUUGGGCUGCAUGCAAAAGCAGCCAGUAUUUACCCUAUGUGUAAAAAUAAUAAUAAAAAAAAAUGUUUUUGCUUCCCUUGCUUUGCAACAUGGUAUGUUGAGAGUUACUUGCUCUUUCUUGAAAACCGUACAUUAGACAGAUUUGAGUAUGCAUUGUAUUUAUUUAAAUAUACUGUGUAUUCAUCUUCUCAUAUGCCAUGGGGGUGAAGCUAGUCAUCAUCUGGACAGUUCUUAGUGUUCAGGAGUAUGACGAUCCCAUGUAUUUGUAGGAGUAUGCACAGGAUUCUCCUGAGAGUUCUGUGAUAAAAAAUUGCCAGCUUUCACACCACAUUGGCUCUGAAUGAUCACAUGGCAUCUAGGUAAGAAGACUUCUGCCCACACCAACAGCUAAUUGUCUCAUAAGUGCUUUAUGCAUUUUUUUCCCCCAGUGGGAGUGAAACCAUUAUAAUGCUGAUGUUUGUUUAUAAUGAUAUGUGGUAAAAUAACUGUAUAUUUCAAUUAGACUUUCUCGGGCUGUACUAGUUAAUGUUAGAUUUUUCAAAACUGGUUGACAAGUCCACUUUAAAAUUGAGUAGACUGUCUAAAAUUGGGUUAAGUUUUAGACAUGGCUAAUACCGGUAUAUAGUUGGAAAUGUUAAUAUAUUGUCAACACAGAUAUAUAGUAACUAAUAUCAUGCUCUGGUGAUAUGAGAUGCUGGAAUAUUGGUUUCUGGAACAAAAAUAAAGUUGCAAUAGCUAAAAAAUGAAGGUGGGGAAGGGGGCUCACUGGAUUAUUUAUAUAUAUUUUUGGAAUGGUGUGGGGAAAUCUAACGGCAUUUAUUGUAAAAAUUAUUUGUAAUUUUUCUAUCAUCUGGAAACCUUAAAAUACUGAAUUUCUGUAAGAAGUAAAAACUAUUUUAUAUUAAGAA
Molecule: messenger RNA, 3608 nt
Organism: Pseudophryne corroboree (corroboree frog)
Lineage: Eukaryota; Metazoa; Chordata; Amphibia; Anura; Myobatrachidae
Gene: C1GALT1C1
Product: C1GALT1 specific chaperone 1
Exons: 2
Coding region: 126-1079 (317 amino acids)
Molecular function (GO): N-acetylgalactosaminide beta-1,3-galactosyltransferase activity
Source: RefSeq, a predicted model, not a curated record